AUGGCUUUCAAGUUCACAGUUGCUCUUGCUUUUGUUGCUGUUGCAAGUUCAGGAUAUGUUCCUCAACAACAACAACAAGUCUAUCAUGCUGAACCAGUAACACAUUCCGUUGCACAUGAACCACAUGCCGCCAUUUUGACUAAAAACGUUGAAGAAUACGAUCCACAUCCACAAUACAAUGUUGCUUACAACGUUCAUGAUUCUCUCACUGGUGAUGUAAAAAGUCAAUCGGAGACUAGAGAUGGGGAUGUUGUCAAUGGGGAAUAUUCCUUGGUUGACGCUGAUGGGUACAAGAGGACAGUUUCAUACACUGCUGAUGCUGAACACGGAUUCAACGCCGUGGUUAACCGUGCUCCUUUGCAUGAAGCUGGACAUGUUUCACAUGCUGGUCCAUCAGCCGUUAAUCAUGCAUCUCCAAGCUAUAUCCAAGCUGGAGAUCAUCAUACUUCACAAGCUUAUGAAGCUCCAAAUUACUAUAAAGUAGCUCCAGUUAGUCAUACCCCAUCAAACUUUGUGAAAACUGUCAGCCAUGUUCCACUAACAUACACCACACCAACACAACAUGUCCAAUAUGCUCCAGCACCAGUUCACUAUGCUGCUCAUUCUCAGCCAAUCUAUGCCACUCCAUCUGUUGUUUCUCCAGUAACCUACUCUUCCCAUAACGCCCCAUCUGCUUAUGCUUCAUCCGAAUCCCAUUCUUCUCCUAUUUAUGUUAAGUCUUCUGAACACAGUCAUCAAUAUCAUCAUUAAGUACUU
This is a messenger RNA of Episyrphus balteatus (marmalade hoverfly), 756 nucleotides long. Its product is annotated as cuticle protein 21-like. The record is from RefSeq and is a predicted model, not a curated record. Gene Ontology annotation, cellular component: extracellular matrix. Lineage: Eukaryota; Metazoa; Arthropoda; Insecta; Diptera; Syrphidae. Bases 1 to 750 code for a protein of 249 amino acids. The transcript is spliced from 2 exons.